This is a messenger RNA of Lottia gigantea (owl limpet), 489 nucleotides long. RefSeq lists its product as hypothetical. Bases 1 to 489 code for a protein of 162 amino acids. The record is from RefSeq and is a predicted model, not a curated record. Lineage: Eukaryota; Metazoa; Mollusca; Gastropoda; Lottiidae. The transcript has a single exon.
AUGUCAAACUUUCUCUUUAAUACAUCUUCCAUGUCAAUCUUUCCCUUUCAUAUAUAUACCAAGUCAAUCUUUCCCUUUAAUACAUCUUCCAUGUCAAUCUUUCCCUUUAAUAUAUCUUCCAUGUCAAUCUUUCCCUUUAAUAUAUCUUCCAUGUCAAUCUUUCUCUUUAAUAUAUCUUCCAUGUCAAUCUUUCCCUUUAAUAUAUCUUCAAUGUCAAUCUUUCCCUUUAAUACAUCUUCCAUGUCAAUCUUUCUCUUUAAUAUAUCUUCCAUGUCAAUCUUUCCCUUUAAUAUAUCUUCCAUGUCAAUCUUUCCCUUUCAUAUAUAUACCAAGUCAAUCUUUCCCUUUAAUACAUUUUCCAUUUCAAACUUUCCCUUUAAUACAUUUUCCAUGUCAAACUUUCUCUUUAAUACAUCUUCCAUUUCAAACUGUCCCUUUAAUAUAUCUUCCAAGUCAGACUUUCCCUUUAACAUUUAUAAUGAAAUAUAG